Molecule: messenger RNA, 1515 nt
Organism: Funneliformis geosporum
Lineage: Eukaryota; Fungi; Glomeromycota; Glomeromycetes; Glomerales; Glomeraceae
Source: the annotation of a GenBank genome assembly
AUGAAUUCCUUAGAUUCCUUAAAACAGAAAAUCGAAAUUCUAAACCAAUUUGAUGAUCACCAAAAGGAGGAAAAAGGUUCGAUCCUUAAGGAAAUUGAUGAAUUUCUUGGGACAAUUACGGUGCCUAUGGACAUAAGAGAAAAACGUUCCAAGGAUUUGCAACUUCCUUCUUCUGUAGAACGUUUGGAACCGAAAACUGAAGAAGAAAUUCAAAAUAUCAUACAAGAUGCAUACAAUGAUAAAGAGCCAACCAUCGUUCGAGUCAUUGGAGCUGCACAUUCUUUACCUUCGGCGAUUUUAACCGCAAAAGAUAUCCCAAAAAACACGAAAGUAAAAUUAAUCUCCCUAACCAAAUUCCGAGGUGUGGUAAUAAAUGAUGCAGAACAAAUCGCCAUUGCUUUAGCCGGUACUAAUCUUGGACAAGAUCCUGAAAAUGAAGACUCGACCAUCGAGAAUGGUUUACUUUACCAAUUAAAUCAGCGCGGUUAUUCGUUACCAAACACCGGUGGCGUUAUUCAUCAAACUGUCGGUGGUUUCCUUUCAACGGGUUCAUCAGGCGGUACAUUGAUUCAUAGCCUUUUCGAGGCUGUCAUUGGUAUACGAAUCAUUGACGGUACCGGUAAAAUUCACGACCUCAAAAUCUCGGAUACUGACAAUUCUAAGUUCUUGGCUGCCGGUGUUUCAAUGGGUCUCCUGGGAAUAAUUACAAAAGUUACCUUCAAGUUGGGUAAAAAAUUCUUCAUUACUGGUACUCAGACGAUAUCACCAAUCAAGCCUUUAUCGCGGGACAUUAAUGUCGGUUCUCCGAUUGAUAUCUUUGGGGAUGGUGAUAAAGAUCAAGAUAUUCCGAGCCUUUUUGAUUACUUGUCAAAUAGCAUGGAUUAUGAUGCCGAAUUCGGUCGAAUCCUCUGGUGGCCUCAGGAUGGUGUCGAUCGUUUAACUAUUUGGAAGGCGAAAAAGACUCAAAAGUUAGAUGGGACGGAUUUGCCGGUUAACCCUUACGAAUUAUUUCCAGAGGUAUUCAAUAGCCAGGUUCCGGCACAAUUGGCUGUCAGCCUGAUUCUUAAAUUAUUGAAUAUCGUCCGAUCUCCAAACAAGGUGUUUAAAAAGAUUGCAACAUUCCUGUAUGGUGCCUUUAACCCGAUCGGAAUCCAAAGUUUUCAGGAUUAUUGGUGGAGAGGUUUACCUAUGGAUGAUAAACUUGACAUUAAAAUUUUACCAGUCGCUUUUUCAGAGUUAUGGUUUCCGCUUGACAAAAUCAAGGUGAUCAUGAAUGAACUGCAACAACUUUUCAAGAAUAAUCCUGAAUCCAUUGGGAACUUGUUUGUAGAAAUUUAUACCGCAAAGAAAAGCUCAUUCUGGCUUAACCCAGGUUAUGAAACAAAUUCGGUACGCAUUGGACUUAAUUAUAAUCUUGGAGAUCCAUGCGGAACUCCAGAAGCGCAUUUUAAUCACUAUUGGAAAGCUCUGAAGCAUCACACUUUCCGAUUGGAUGGAUAUCAGAGAAGAGUUUGA